UGUGUGUUUCCAGACGGGCGUUUUAAAAGCAAACACCGGUCUCGUCAUGGCGAGGCACCUUCGCUUCGUCGCGCGCACAGUGAUGGUUCAGGACGGGAAGGUGGAUGCAGCUUACAAGACUCUGAACAAGGUCCUCACUCAGGAAGGGAUUAUCGAAACUGUCAAGCGCAAGCGCUACUUCGAGAAGCCCUGCCGAGAGAGACAGAGGAAGAACUUUGAGAACUGUAGGCGAAUCUACCACACGGAAAUGGCGAGGAAAAUUAACUUCAUCUCCAGGACAAACAGAGAGGAUCCCUGGCUUGGCUGCUAGAAGAAUGGGAGUGCGAUGGACCCGGACUUUAUCAAUGGACCAGACGGAGACAGCAAAGUGGAAGAAGCAAAUGUGACAGAACCUUAAAUAUACAGAAAAUGACGGCUCUUGUGGCGUCGCACUCUGUGAAACAGACUUGUUUUAAAUGUGUUCAAACUGAGUUGUUUUCCAGUUUAAAUUUUAAGACCAUUUCUUUUGUUGGGAGUGAAAAAAUCUUUGCACUCGUUCUUGGUUGUAAUGAGCAGGUUGUCAAACACUUAGUCUGUGAUUUGAACCUUCCUACAUAAUCUUGCUGAUGAAAAUGCUAAUAAAUGUUUUCCAAAACAUUGAA
This is a messenger RNA of Paralichthys olivaceus (Japanese flounder), 641 nucleotides long. It is a transcript of the gene mrps21, whose product is annotated as mitochondrial ribosomal protein S21. Gene Ontology annotation, biological process: translation. The record is from RefSeq and is a predicted model, not a curated record. Gene Ontology annotation, molecular function: structural constituent of ribosome. Lineage: Eukaryota; Metazoa; Chordata; Actinopteri; Pleuronectiformes; Paralichthyidae. Gene Ontology annotation, cellular component: ribosome.